Messenger RNA from Penicillium mononematosum, 2427 nucleotides. Its product is annotated as DDHD family phospholipase. The record is from RefSeq and is a predicted model, not a curated record. The coding region runs from base 1 to 2427 and encodes 808 amino acids. NCBI's taxonomy places the organism in Eukaryota, Fungi, Ascomycota, Eurotiomycetes, Eurotiales, Aspergillaceae. Gene Ontology annotation, cellular component: cytoplasm. Gene Ontology annotation, molecular function: glycerophospholipase activity; metal ion binding. The transcript is spliced from 3 exons.
AUGCGACGCUAUCCUCCCGAUUGCCCUCCAUUGAAAGUCAGGUGGUUCUACGCAGUGGACUCGCCCAAGCGGAAGCCAUCCAUUAUAGGGCAGAAAAAGGCAGACCAAAAGCCCUUGCCAUCGCCGAAGAAAUUCAUCCCUUUCCCAGGGAAAGACUCCCAGUCCAUAGAAACGACGUUUCAGAAACUCUCAGACAUCGAAGAUGCCCGCCAACAAAACCAACCAAAGGAUAGCGAACCUGUAUUGACCCAAGUGCCCGUGAAUGAGGAUUUUCUUUUCAAUGUCGAUGUGGAACAACGAGAGUUGAGUCCUACCUAUUGGAUUGGCCCUGUAUAUGAAGUCCGUCGUGGGACGUGGUUCAUUCAGGAUGGAUCUAGCCUGAAACCAUGUGAAGAAAACCUUGCUACCCAGCUUGAAGAAGGCUAUAUCAAAUUAUGUCCAUGGAGGUCCCAACCUUCAGAACAGAACACGCAAACAAACGAAGAAGACAGAUCUGCCCCCUCAAUCAAGAGACCUGAACUCUCCUCCCGUGGCACAGGGAAUGAUUUCAACAGUCCUGGCCCUGCAGUUGAGCCCCAGCAGUAUCGUCUCUUUGGCGCUUACAUGAAUAGAAUAGUCGGGUAUCAAGAUGCCACGACGGCCUGGCUGAUGAAUGAUGAUUUUAUGUCACGUUUUAGUACUUCGGUGUAUCAAAAGCUAGGAGGCGUUCCGGGAACGAAGUUGGUUCGUGGCUUCGAACCCAGGAAGCCAAAAGAGACGCCGGAAGCAAAGGGACCGAAGCAAAAACCACUGGGCGAGACAGUACCUGUCAGAGGUUUGGAUGAGGCCUUGAAAGAAAAGACUGAAAAAGCCACGGAUACACUCAAGUCAACUUCCGCUGAUGGAUUCGAAGACUACGAAACUAGACCGAAAUCAACAUUAGAACGCCAAAUGUCCUCCCUCGCCGGCGAGCCGCAAAAUCCAGCUGAUCUCGAAGAACAGGCUCGUAGGCAGGAGGAACAAGAGAUGGAGGAGUCGAGGGAAGUGGACGGCACAGACAGAGAGCGCGAGGUCGAUCAUCUAGUUCUUGUCACCCAUGGAAUUGGCCAGCGACUCGGUUUACGACUGGAAAGCAUCAAUUUCAUACAUGAUGUAAAUGUGCUUCGCAAGACGCUAAAAACUGUCUACAAAGGUUCCCCUGACCUUCAAGCGUUGAAUUCAGCGUUCCCAGAUAGCGAUAAGAAUUGCCGUGUUCAAGUGCUUCCUGUGUGUUGGCGCCAUCUUCUAGAUUUUCCUUACCGAGGAGUGCGACAAAACAGAAAAGAACUGGAUCUGACUGAUGCGGACGUUCUUGAGGACGAUGCUUACCCCAGCCUGUCCGAUAUAACACUGGAAAGCGUACCUGCCGUUCGAAACCUCAUUUCAGAUUUGGCUAUGGAUGUACUUCUGUACCAAAGCGGGUAUUGUGAACACAUCUCCAAUAUCGUCAUCCAAGAAUGCAAUCGAAUCCUCCGGCUGUACCGCAAGCAAAAUCCUUCUUUCAAGGGGUCAGUCAGUCUCUGCGGCCAUUCGCUUGGAAGCGCAAUUCUAUUUGACAUCUUGUGUCACCAGCCGGAAACCAAUACUGGUCAAAAUGCUGCCUCCAAGGGAAUGGCCCGAGAGAGCGACGACUCAAACCCCAAGGGUUCAAGUGGGUUUGAUUUUGACUGCGAGGAGCUUUUUUGUCUGGGAUCCCCUAUUGCACUAUUCCAGAUGCUCAAGGGUAAGACAAUUGGUGGAUACUCUGCCGUGAAUCCCCGAAAUCGCAAAAAUGCUUUGGAUGUUGAGAUUGACUUGGACUUGCAUGGUCCUGGGCAUGCGCUCAGUGACAAUCCCGGUAUUAUCUCACUGCCAAAGUGUCGAGACUUCUACAAUAUCUUCCACCCUUCUGACCCAGUCAGCUACCGGGUCGAGCCUCUGAUAUCUCCAGCGAUGGCAACCCUGAAACCUCAGCCUCUACCCUCGGUGAAGAAAAGCCUCUGGACGACCUCUGGUCAGAGUCUAUCUAUUCUCGGUAGCCGCAUGGGCCAAAGUGUGGGAUCCCUGUGGACAAAUUUCACCACGGGUGUCGCAAGCAGCUUGUUGAAUCGCAGCUUGGGUCUGAAUGGCGAUGAAACCACAUCGGCUGCUCGCACUUCUGGUAAACCGGGUGAUGAAUCGACCCAUAGACGGUCACAAUCGGGUUCAGUUCAGCAUGGGCCCGAUGGAUCCGAUGAUCACUAUCAGACAUUGAUUGAAUCUGAUCUGGAGACUCUUUACGAUGGUUUCCAAAAAAGCAGGAGUGUCCAUCAUGGCGAGAGUCCAGAUCCCGACGCCGAUACUAACCAGGAUCGGAGGCUGAAAUUCGAGGACGCUAAAGUGCGUGCCUUGAAUGCAAACGGUCGUGUGGACUACAGCAUCCAAGAGUAA